Messenger RNA from Oryzias latipes (Japanese medaka), 3874 nucleotides. It is a transcript of the gene mbd1b, whose product is annotated as methyl-CpG binding domain protein 1b. The record is from RefSeq and is a predicted model, not a curated record. Gene Ontology annotation, biological process: DNA methylation-dependent constitutive heterochromatin formation; negative regulation of transcription by RNA polymerase II. Gene Ontology annotation, cellular component: nucleus. Gene Ontology annotation, molecular function: methyl-CpG binding; zinc ion binding. Lineage: Eukaryota; Metazoa; Chordata; Actinopteri; Beloniformes; Adrianichthyidae.
UAUCGUUCGGCCAUCUUUGAUUCAUUUAACUGUUUCCGGCGGAAAUGCUAAAUGCAUGGUGGUGAACUAGCCUAGCCCGAUCCAAUGAAUUGAAGGAUAGCAGAUAGUUACAUAUUGUGAUGAGAGUGGCAAGCAUCUGGGAGAUAUUUUUAAACAGGAAGUACUACCUGACACCACCGUUUAUCUGCCCUCUCAAACCCCAGAAACACAGAUGUCAAGAAGAAGUGGUUGAGAUGACAUUCCUUUAGCCUCUGCAACUCCAGUGGGGAGGAUCUUGGAAUUGUCGGCAGGACAUUACUCUGGACCCUAUGCCCAUACUGGAGCAUCAAUGAACGAGGAAAGGGCUCAGAACCAGGUCCCAGCCAGUGAGACUGUGGAGAAAGAUGAGGGGGAAACCACCACAGAGAACAUCAGCAAGCCUGAAGCAGAAAACCCUUCUGUGGAAGUCCCUGCUGUUACUGAUGCCACUGAACAAAACCUCAGCUCAAGCCCCGUUUUUGUGGGAGAAACUGGAACAAGAGUCGAAGAGGAGACAAAAACGGUUGAGACUGAGCCACCAGUGGACUGGUUUGAGCCGCUCGAAGAUGAUGAUGCCCAUAGUUUUGGUGGCAAUGAUCCAGAGGAAGAGAGCUUGGCAGGAGAAAGUGAGAGGAGUGAGAGUGUUGCAGGCAGCGAGAAGAUCAGGAAAAAGAUGUUUCAGCUUCAAGCCCCUCGCCGUAGGCGAACGCAUCCGGAUGAGGGAUGGGUGGAGUGGCCGGCACUCGGGGAGGGUUGGAAACGCAAAGAGGUUGUCCGACGCUCUGGCUCCAGCAUUGGCCAGAAAGACGUUUACUACAUGAGUCCACGGGGAGAUCGAGUAAGAAGCAGAGUAGAACUGGCCUCGGUGCUCCCAAUUGACUUGACACAUUUUGAAUUCAAGACGGGCAAAUUCUUCGAGGGAGAAGGGCAACCAAUUAGAAUCCGGAAUAGAGUGAAAAAACCACGGGAGCGUUCCUCUUCAGAGUCGAGCUGGUUAGACAGGGAGGGGGCGGACACUCCUGACUCCUUUCACAGACUCACCCCGAGCACCAUGCCUAAACAGCAGAACAGUUUUUUGCUCAACAGCUCCACAGGAAUCUUAAAACAGAGUUCUCGCACUGACUUUGGGAGGACAGAGGAUAAAAUCCGACUCCCUUUCCCCACAUCAUCACGACCGCUUCCUUCAAUAAAAGGAGAGUUUGGGUCUGAAGACAGCAUUCUGGUCUGUGCCAAGUGUGGUAUUUCCUUCACAGGUACAUGGUAUGACAAACAGAGGAAGAGGCCCUGCUGUCCCACCUGCUGGGCAUCAAAGACAAAAGAGCAUCCAAUGAUUCGUUUCAGGAAGUGGAUUCCCUGUGGUCAGUGUGUGGGCUGUCACAACACUAUCAACUGUGGGCAGUGUGCUAACUGCAAGCAUGGACUGCAGAGCCCCGAGUCCAGGAAGCGCAUAUGCAGGAAACGCAGAUGCAUUUGUCCUAUUCGCAAGAGCCCAGCAAGGAGGAACGUCCAGCAGCCUUACAUCACAGCUUCAGACAUGUGUGACGACAGCUCCAGUUUCCAGAAUGAAGUUGGAGAUUCACAGCACCCAAGUUUGAAAAGCAGCGACACAGAGAACCUCUCAAUGAAUGUGGACAUUGAUGACGAUGACAUGUCAACAGAUGAUGAUGAAGAUUGGCACAGAAAGCGGAAGCGACGUUCCUGUGGCGAAUGCAAGGCCUGCCUUUGCAGGAAAGACUGCGGCACAUGCGAUUUCUGCAUCGACAAACCCAAGUUUGGAGGCAGCAACAAGAAGAGGCAAAAGUGCCGUCUACGGCAGUGUCAGCGGCAGGCGAUGAGACAUUUGUUGCCCUAUCAGAUGGGAAUAGGUGAGUAUGGAUCAGACGGACCUUUGCUGGCGGGCCGCUCCAGACCUCACUACACGUACAGUCGGAAGUCCAACUUUAAUUCAUACAAGGGAUCACAGAGUGGAUUUGAUUUGAGUGACAAUGAGGACGAAGACAACAAUUUACAACCUAAGAGUUGGACCGUUGAGCCAGGCAAAGGGCCCAGACACUCGUUUGACAUGAAUAUCAGAAACCCCCAGUUGUCUAUGCAGAUAAACUUCUCAGAUUUGGGAUUGCAGAAUGGACUUCCAGACAGAGUUCCUCAUAUCAGCAACCAUAACUAUGCUCAAACUCUCCCACAAACCCACUGGGAUACAGAGAUGUCACUCCCAAGAAAAGGUCAGCUUGAAGAUGAGGAUGAUGAGGAGGAAGAAGAAGAUGAUGAGGAGGAGGAGGACGACGAUGAUGACGAGGAGGAAGAGUUGCCUAUGAUCACACAGAUUUUCAGUUUAGCUGAAAACUCCGGUGGGAGUGGAGCAGACUCGGAGAACCAGCUAGUCAAACUCCUGCACUCCCUGCGAUCGUCUGUAUUGCCAAUAUUAUGGUACGCUAUAAUAGUAGAGGGCCCGCAGCUGCAGCUCAUCCAGUGCUCGAGGCAGUCCAACAUGGCCGACACCGUCGUGGUGAUCGACCCCGGCUUCUGUUACCAGGUCACCGUCCAAAAGCAGCCUCUGCUCCCCACCCACCCGCUGUACGACAGCUUUCCGGCUCGCAUGACCUCCGUGACUGAAGUGGUGAGCCUGCUGUUGGGUCUGGAGAAGUACACCGUGUGCCAUGGAAUCCCCUCUCGAGAAGCAUUACCUCACAACGGCCCCGUCAUUCUGGAGCGCGCAUCAACCUGCGAUUUCCUGGUAAAGAAGAAUGAAGAUGUGUGUGAGAACUGCAGAUUUCUUUGUCGAUUUUCAACUCAAUGAGGUGUCACUACAGGUUUUUCCGGGGCAAUCUUGUGCCAUUUUUGUUUUUUCUAAGGAGCUUAAAGACAUUUCACAGACUUACCUCACUGUUGAUCUGAGGAACCACCAAAGGCAUUCCAGGGGUUGUACGGAUAUACCCAGCCUUGUUUUGUUCCCGCCUUCCCCUUAUUAAUCUUCAUGUAGGUAGUUUCUACGAGACAGCUUGAUCUUUUUUCCAACCUGAAGAUUGUCCCUUGUUCUCUGGUGACUCCCCAAACAAAUUUUGUGGCUCUCAGUUUUUGUUUUGUAGCACUUAAAUAAAGGUUAAGUCAACCCACUUGUGUUUUCACCAGCUGCAUCGAUCCAAUCGGCUGUUUAAAACAAAGGGUAAAAACGAUUAAGUUUAGACUUGUUGCUUAUCAACGUCCUUUUCUUUUUUAAUGCUGUUACUUGCCCAACUUUCUAAAUUAUUCAGCUGUUUUUUUUUUUUUUAAAGACAGUCAAAUUUAUAAUAUUAAAAAUCCAUAAAUUAGCAGCUCUCAAAAUUAAACAUCUCAUUGUAACCAUUGCUGACAGUCCUAUAAGAAUAAUGUGAUAUACUUGAAAUACAAAUGAAUUGAUAAAAGUGUAGCUGCUAGGUUAAAAGAAAAAAGAUUCAAUUGACUUGGUUUUUAUAUCCUUCUUUAUUUAAACAUCUAUAAAUAAUUAAUUCCCAGAGAUGAUAAUCUGGGAGACACUAAUCAUUUUCUUGUGUUUCCUGCGACUGUCAGACUUCCCUAAAUGUCAGAGUGGAGAUGAGGGUUUUCCUGAAUCUUCAAGUGAAAAUGCUGUUCUAGUUAGAAGUAUCACAUCGAUGCUACUUUUUGACUUCAAUGUGUCACUAUGACCCCCACCCACCUCCCUUUUUUGGGGAGGGGAUGUCCAUGGAGAAACUCAGUGAUAUUUCUUUUUAUUGUGACAUCUUGAGCAAUAUGCGUAUAAUCAGAUUUUUUUAAUUCUAAUUUAAGUGUUUGUGUAAGGUUUAAGGGUAAAGCAUUGUCAUUUUUGGAAUUAAAGCUUAUUUGAUGGUUUGGCUCAGUU